CAUUAAUAUAAAAAAGUGCGUAGUUAGAAAUACUUAAAUUAAAAUAUCUAAUAUGUAGACUAAUGAGAGACCGAAUGAAUUCUCCUCUUUACUCAAGAUAAAGUUUCUUUUGGUGGUACGAUCUUUUUUUCAAGAUUUAUGAAUACAUUAUUUGUGAAAUUUGCAAUUGUUUCGUGAAUCCCAGAUCAGCAUCCGCGACGGCAUUUUUUCUUUUUUUUCUCUCUAUUUGCCGGCACAUAGGAAGAGAAGGAUGAUCGUCGACCAGUUACGAGUAACGGGCACAUCGACCGCGUUCUACAACGAAGGCGAGAUCCGUGACUAAAAGUUGUGUGGGUUUUAUGAAAGAAAUCGAAGCAAGAGUCGCGAGCGAUCUCAUUCCUCUGAAAAAUCUCUGUCGUGUCGAGAGCAGCUUCGAGUUUGUUGGAUCUUGCAACUAAAAAUGUCGUUCCUGAUAGUUUUACUUGGAAUCGGUGCUCUGUUACAUUGCUGCUCACCCGGUGCAUCAGAAGAGCAUGAGAAAAUAGCAGGCGAUCAUUUAUCAGGGGCAGCUUUACCAUUGACGCCUUUGCCACAGAAUGAAGGUUCAAAGCAGUUCCAAGGCAAUUAUCCAUUCGCACCAGGAUACAGACCACAAAAGUGUCCUUUGUGCGACAGUUCGGUUUAUCCCUAUUGCGGAGAGAAAUUGUUGCACGAUGCUUGCUGUUGCACAGAGUCUCAUCACGAUUUACCUUAUCAAUGCAGAUUGGCAGACUGCCGAUUUCUGCACGCCAGUACCUGCAGGGAACACCGAUUGAUCGCCAAUUGCUGUUGCAGCGACGAUUAUCGCGCUAUCCUGAAAAGUCUCGCGCAAGGAUAAAUCCAUCGCACAUCACAAAUAUCAACAUUAUUAUUAACAAGAAUUAUGAGUAACAGUAAUUAGUAGCAGUAAAGUGUACAAUAAAAUUUACACUUGGUUUCAACUGUAGAAAUCUGCGCAACGAGUAAUUAGUAAUAAAAGUCAUAAAAAUAAAAUGCAACUGUGGAAAUAAUAAUCUGAGAAAAAUAUCUUCACCUAUUAGGACAGAAUAUCAGUUGCCACUGUUCCUUCAUACAGUUUAACCAGGUUAAUUAAUUUAUUUUUUUACUGUAAUCUGAGCAGUGCCAAUAACUUAAUUGUAUUCCUUUUUACAUUACUUGUUAAUUGUAUUCCUUUUUACAUUGAGUAGUAUCAUCUUGGGUUAAAAUUGCCCACGUCGGUGUUCAAUUUUUUAUUCAACUUGAUGCUAUAAGAAAUGGUAAACAGAGAUAUGAUAAAGUUACUUAUUAUUAUCUGCGUUAUUGUUUUAUGCCAUUAUAUUUAUGCAAUGCUUGAUGUGUGAAAAAAAUCUAUGCUGCUGAUUAAUAAAGACCUUAUUACUUGCA
This is a messenger RNA of Ooceraea biroi (clonal raider ant), 1401 nucleotides long. RefSeq lists its product as uncharacterized. The record is from RefSeq and is a predicted model, not a curated record. Lineage: Eukaryota; Metazoa; Arthropoda; Insecta; Hymenoptera; Formicidae.